CGUAAACGUUAACACCGGUGAGCCGCACCCGGUGUUCAGUUAGGGGUUACCGCUUAGCGGGCCCUUGUUCCUUUAAGUAACAUUAAUAUUCGCCGACUGACCGUCCUUUCAGUGUUCAGCUUCAAAAUGGAUCUUCGUUUUGCUAUUGGGCUUACGAUUUGCCUAUUGGCUGGGCAAUCGCUCGCCUCGCCGCGUUUGGGCGUGGAGCGGCAAGGGCGGGUCGAUGCGCCAGCCCCACCAAGAUGGCCCGACGCCUACGAGAUGGAGUACACCUUGACGCUUCCGUAUGUGGAAACGUUUCAAACUGGCGGCCUAAAGUACCCUGUCCAUGUGUGGUGGGAUGGCCCCAACCAGCGCUACCGCCUAGACGUGUACGGUGGCAUGGACAGCAGCGGCUACGAUAACACCAAGGGUAUCUCCUGGAACCUCUACCCGCGCAUCUCGGAGGUCGUGUGCGACUUCAGCAACGGCACCGCCGGACCCACCAUCACAUCCGCCAUCACCGGCGGCGGCAGCAGUGGCGGGGUGCCCCGGCGCGCUCGGCUGCAGGAGGGUGGAUCCAGCACGCCUCUGCCCGACAUCAGCGGCUGGUCGUACGCGGGUACGGCGGCACUGGGCAACGCACAGGCGCUGGUGUGGCAGCUGUCCAGCCGCACGGGCGAGAAGACCGCCACCUACACCCUCUACACGGCGCCCAACGGCUGGCCGCUGAGGUUCGACAUGAUGGGACUCAACGUGCUCACAGGCUCCCACUUCGAUGAGUACAUCAUUGAGUUCACGCGCUUCAAGCCCGGCACCCCGCCUGACGCCGCCUUCGCCCUGCCGGCGGCAUGCGAGGAGGAGGGGCAGCAGCAGCAGCGGGGGGGCAGCUCACAGGGGCAGGGGCAGGGCGGGCAGGUGGGCGGCAGUCUGGCUGCACAGCUGGCCACGUUGCUGCCCUCGGUGCGGCUGGGGGCAGUCUCCGCUUCCGCCUCCUCCUCCGGCCCGCUCUCCCUGCUUCGCGCCCAGUCCCUCUCCGCCCUGGCCGCGAACACCCGCCUGGUGGCGCAACACAACCAGCAGCAGCAGCAGCAGCAGCAGCUGAAGCAGACCGCCCUUUCUACCUCCUCUGCCUCCACCCCCACCCCUCCCACCCCCACCUACUCGCUGUCGCUCAACCACUUCGCGCACCUCUCCCACGAGCAGUGGGCCGCCACCAUGCUGGGACUCAACAGGAAAACCAAGACCACCCAACAACAGACCCAGCAGGGCGCCAACACCGCCUCCGCCUCCACCUCCUCCUCCUCCACCUCCUCCUCCCCCCGCAAGCGCGCCUACUACCGCCGCGUGCUGUCCGACUCGCAGCUGCCCCCCGCGGUGGACUGGCGGGGUAGCGGGGCGGACGGGCCGGGGGUGAAGGACCAGGUGUCGUGCGGCAGCUGCUGGGCCUUCAGUGCAGUGGGCGCCAUGCAGGGGGCCUGGUUCCAGGCAACUGGCCAGUCGCUGUCCUUCAGCGAGCAGCAGCUGGUGGACUGCUCCUGGGAGUACGACAACAACGGCUGUGCGGGAGGCAACGUGGAGCCCGCCCUGCAGUACGUGGCGGAUGCGGGCGGCAUCGCGCAGGAGGCGGACUACCCCUACCUGGGGCAGAACGCGUUCUGCAGGGCCCCUGCGCCUUCUCCCUCCAACACCUCCUCCUCCCUCUCCUCCUCCCGCUCCUCCCCUCCCGCCCCCCUGUCCGGCCGCUUCUCCGGCUUCCUCAACGUGCCCCCCCGCGACGAGGGCGCGCUGAUGGAGGCGCUGGCGCUGCACGGCCCGGUGGCGGUGGUGAUGCACGCCGCGCUGCCGCCCUUCAAGUUCUACAGCGAGGGGGUGUACUACAAUGACAAGUGCAAGACGGACCCCGACCACAUGGACCACGCCAUCCUGCUGGUGGGGUACGGCAGCACUGCGGAGGGGGUGGACUACUGGCUCAUCAAGAACAGCUGGUCCAAGUACUGGGGCAUGGACGGCUACGCGCGCAUCGCCCGCAAGGGUAACGACUGCGGCAUCACCACCGACCCCGUGCUGGCGCUGGUGGAGCCGGGGGUGGGGGAGCAGGGGGUGGGGGUGGAGCAGCAGCUGGAGCAGGUGGAGCAUCAGUAAAGGAGGGGUUGCAAGGAUGUCGGGAAGUGUACUAGUAUUUGACGGUCGUACAGUAAUAGCAGCAGCAGUAGCAGCGGGAUGUUCCAUUCCCGAGCAGGGGUGG
Messenger RNA from Astrephomene gubernaculifera, 2227 nucleotides. The record is from the annotation of a GenBank genome assembly. NCBI's taxonomy places the organism in Eukaryota, Viridiplantae, Chlorophyta, Chlorophyceae, Chlamydomonadales, Astrephomenaceae.